AAGCAGCCGCCUCCGCAGCGGAGCCGUGGCCGGGACGGGCACGGCCGGAGGCGGAUGGGCAGCUCCGGGCUGCGCUCCGUGAGCCCCGCAGCUCGAGCACGGGCAGCUCGGCGUUCCCGGCUGGAAUCCUGCUGGAUGAGAGGCACCGAGGUCGGGACACCUGUGUUCAAGGUCAGCUCCUCUGCCCCCGUCCCUGUGCCUCAGUUUCUCCACCUGGAUCGCAUAUGAAGGGCCUGUAAACAGCGUGGCUUGUGGGGGAUGUGAUUUCCCAGGAUGUUGGGGGCCGUGAGCACCGCCCGGGCUCCUGAAGGAUCACCCUGCUGAGCCCUGCUGGGGCGGGAGCCUGAGUCAGCACCAGCACAGCCGGUUCUGCCGGACUGGACCAAGCUGAGGCAGGUGGACGAUGUCCCGGGCCAUGCAGUGCCAGAGCUGCCUGCCCCGGGGCAGCUGGGCACAGCUGCCUUGGUCCCUGGCAGGGAGCAGGGGGGCCCGCAGCGUGUCCGUGUGUGCUGCUGCCGUGCCAGGUGGUGCAGGCAGGUGUUUCCUCAGGAAGAUCCUUCGCACAAGCAGCAUCUCCCUCCCCAGGGGCUGUGUUCACUACCAGGGAGACUCCCAGGAGAGCUCUGCCCAGCCCAGCCCCUCUCGCCAUGGUCAGUCCCAGCUGAGGAACGUGGCCUUUUCUGGUGCCAUCAAGAAGCACCAGAAGAGCCUGUCUGCGUGGUUCAGCCACCAGCCCAAUGAGGAGAGGCAGUUCGGCCCUUCCUUCUCUCUGGAUGCCGUCCACGUGGACCCAGUGAUCCGGGAGAGCUCCCUGGAGGAGAUUCUGAAGCCCUCCCCUGAUUUAACCAUCCAGAACCAGCUCCAGCAGCCCUGCAGAAAGGUUAUCAGCCUCCACAGCCUCUUUGACGUGGACGCCUGCGGGCGGCAGGUGAAGAACGUGGUGCUCUACGGCACCGUGGGCACGGGCAAGAGCACCCUCAUCAAGAAGAUGGUGGUGGACUGGUGCCACGGCCGCCUGCCCCGCUUCCAGCUGGUCAUCCCCUUCUCCUGCGAGGACCUGUCCCACAGCCACGCCCACGUGUCCCUGCGGCGCCUCAUCACCAAGAAGUACCAGCACCUCCGGGACGUGGUGCCGGUGCUGGAAGCUUCCAACCUCAGGGUGCUCUUCAUCCUCAACGGCCUGGAGCGCCUCAACCUGGACUUCCGCCUGGCUGGCACGGAGCUCUGCUGUGACCCCAACGAGCCCGUGCCUCCCUCUGCCAUCGUGGUCAACCUGCUGCGGAAAUACCUCCUGCCCGAGGCCAGCAUCAUCGUCACCACGCGCCCGUCGGCCGUGCGCCGCAUCCCCGGCAAGUACGUGGGGCGCUACGCCGAGAUCUGCGGCUUCUCCGACACCAACCUGCAGAAGCUCUACUUCCAGAUGCGCCUCAGCCAGCCUGGCUGCUCUGGAGAGGAAAGCCAGGACCGCCGCUCAGCGGAGCAGGAGAACCUGGUGGAGAUGUUGUCGAGGAACUUGGAGCGCCACAACCAAAUAACAGCUGCCUGCUUCUUGCCCUCCUACUGCUGGCUGGUGUGCACCACCCUGCACUUCCUCUACUUCACCAGGACGGUUCCUCCCAGCCAGACCCUGACUGGCAUCUACACCAGCUUCCUGAGGCUCAACUUCAGCGGGGAGGUGCUGGACAGCAGCGACCCCACACACAUCUCCAUGAUGAAGUACGUGGCCAAGACAGUGGGCAAGCUGGCCUACGAGGGGGUGAUGUCCCGCAAGACCUGCUUCUCAGAGGAGGACCUGCAGCAGUGCUUCGAGGUGGAGAUGAAGACCGAAAGCGAGCUCAACCUCCUGGAGGUUUUCCGCAGCGACGUCUUCCGCUUCUUCCUCAGCCCGUGCGUGCAGCCGGGCAAGGAGCACACCUUUGUCUUCACCAUCCCCGCCAUGCAGGAGUACCUGGCAGCCCUGUACGUGGUGCUGGGCGAGAAGAAGACCCUGGCCCAGAGAGUGGGGAAGGAGCUGUCAGAGGUCCUCGGGAAGGUGAGCGAAGAUGUGGCGGUGGUUGUGAACAUCGUCUCCAAGGUGCUGCCCCUGCGCUUCCUCCCCGUGCUCUUCAACCUGCUCAAGAUCUUCCCUCGCUACUUCUCCCGGGUGGGCGGCAAGGACAGGGAUACCAUUGCCCACACCAUGGCAGAGGAGCUGUUCAAAGAGGAGGACUACUACAACGACGAUGUCUUGGACCAGAUCAACUCCAGCAUCCUGGGCGUGGAGGGCCCCAUGCGCCACCCCGAUGAGGCCCCGGAUGAUGAGGUCUUCGAGCUCUUCCCCAUUUUCAUGGGUGGGAUCCUGUCCCGCCGCAACCGCGCCAUCCUGGAGCAGCUGGGCUGCUCCAUCAAGAACCUGGCAGCCUUCGAGAUCGCCAAGGCCAUGAAGAAGACGGUGAUCAGGAAGGGCCGCAGGGGCCUGCCCCCCUCGGAGCUCAUGGACUACCUGUUCUUCCUGCACGAGUUCCAGAACGAGCGCUUCACGGCCGAGGCCAUCCGCUCCCUCCGCGCUGUCAACCUCUCCUCCGUCAAGAUGACCCCUCUCAAGUGCUCUGUGCUGGCAUCUGUCAUGAGCACCACGUGUCACGAGGUGGAGGAGCUGAACCUCACCUCCUGCAACCUGGACAGCGGCAGCUUGAGGACCCUCUUCCCUGUCCUGCUGCGAUGCAAAGCUCUCCAUCUGCAGCUCAACAGCCUGGGCUCCGACGCCUGCAAGGAAAUUCGUGACCUGCUCCUGCAUGACAAGUGUGCGGUGAGCAGCCUGCGGCUGGCCAAUAACCCCGUGGGCGAGCAGGGCGCUCGGUACCUGGCCGAGGCGCUGGCCGGCAACCGCUCGCUGACGCAGCUGUCCCUGCUGCACACCGCGCUGGGGGACCCCGGCGCCGAGGCCAUCGCCCAGCACCUGGCCCAGAACCAGCACCUGCAGGAGCUCAACCUGGGCUACAACUCCCUGACGGACGCGGCGGCCCUGCGCGUGGUGGAGGUGGCCAAAAGGCACGAGACGCUGGACAAAGUGCACCUCUACUUCAACGACAUCAGUGAGGAUGGCAAGAGGGCGCUUGACAGCCUGCGCAUGGACCGGGACGGCGUCAGGGCUCUGGUUUUCCUCACGGCGGGCACCGACGUCUCCGACUACUGGUCCCACAUCCUGAACGUGGUGCAGAGGAACCUGCCCUUCUGGGACCGCGAGCGGGUCCGGCAGCACCUCGCCCUCCUCCUGCAGGACCUGGAGAGCAGCCGCAGCCAGACUGCCAAUCCCUGGAGGAAAGCCAAAUUCCUGCGAGUCGAGAGCGAGGUCAAGAAAAUGCUGGGGAAACUGCAGGAUGGGAGCCUCUGACCUGCUGCCCAUCCACCAGCCAGGGGUGGGGCAGUGGAGUGUGCCCAGCAGCGCAUUCCCUGCGCCCUUACCCAGCUGGAGAUGCUGGGUGGAUGGUGCUGUCAGAGGUGCUGGGUGUGUGGGGCUCAGCCUCAUCUGCAGGCGAGGCUGAAGUGUGGGAAUGGGACAGAAACCAGGCCAGGAGCAAAUGGGACUUGUUCUUCUGGGCUUGUGGAAAGCCAGCCCCUGCACCCUGGCCAGAGUGCUGGCAGGGAGCAGGAUUGGGGCUUGUUUGUGAAUCUUUUGGGAGCAUUAAAGUGCACCUCUUUAUUUCCACUGAA
Molecule: messenger RNA, 3693 nt
Organism: Vidua chalybeata
Lineage: Eukaryota; Metazoa; Chordata; Aves; Passeriformes; Viduidae
Gene: NLRX1
Product: NLR family member X1
Exons: 11
Coding region: 404-3373 (989 amino acids)
Biological process (GO): negative regulation of canonical NF-kappaB signal transduction
Cellular component (GO): mitochondrion
Molecular function (GO): protein binding
Source: RefSeq, a predicted model, not a curated record